Molecule: messenger RNA, 246 nt
Organism: Aspergillus sclerotioniger CBS 115572
Lineage: Eukaryota; Fungi; Ascomycota; Eurotiomycetes; Eurotiales; Aspergillaceae
Exons: 3
Coding region: 1-246 (81 amino acids)
Source: RefSeq, a predicted model, not a curated record
AUGGGAUCAUCAACCACUACCUCUUCUGCCCGUCUACAGAACGACUUCGGGGCCGAUCUAUGGGUGAAGAACACCCCUAAGCGGCACCCCACAGCCGGCCGUGGCCUCUUCGCCGGCCUUCAAGACAUGAAAAGCUAUAAUGUCGAGUCCGGAUGGGCAAAGCGCAGUGCCGCAGAAAACCAGGGAUUCUUUGCAAGCAUAUUGAGUCGGUUUGUGGGUGGAUCGUACAAGCCUCCUACCGAUUGA